AUGGGCGACCAUAAUUCGGGCCGAUUAGAGGCCCUACUAGCUUUCUUCAUAAAAAAAUUCCCAGAUGCGUACAGGGAGUUCACCGAGGUGAACCCCGAAAUAAAACCCACCAAUUUCGAUACGGACAGCCCGGCUUCACCGGACUGUCCAAAAAGCAAUCCAUGCGACAUGGAUUGCUCACCAAUCGGCUCGGAAGCCGAGACAGACUCGACGCCGUCCUCCUCGGACGCAGAAGAGGAAAACGACGGGUUCAAACCCGUCCUUACCAAAUCUGGUAAGAGGAAGGCGGCCAAGUCACUAAAGGCGCCGCCGCCAACCAAAAAACCGUUGACCCCAGCAGCUGCCGGUGCAGCUGCGCGCGCACCUGCGGACACACCUGUGUCCGCUCCUACGGGUCUACCUGGGUCCGCACCCAAAACAUUCACUAAAUACCCGCCGCCGUUAUACAUUCGAACUAACAAGAGCUGGAACUCCAUAUCCAGCCUCCUAAACGACAAAAAGAUAAAAUACGUGUCGGCACGUAACGCACAGGCGGGAAUUAAGGUCACCGCGGCCACACCGAACGACCAUCGCGCGUUAUCCGCGAUGCUAAGACUACAAAAAUUAGAAUACCACACCUACGCCCUCCCGGAGGAGCGUAGGCUAACAGUCGUCAUCAAGGGUCUCCCCGCGGAGAUUCCCAUUGAUGAAAUAAAAGAGGACCUUAAGUCCCAAAACCUGCCAGUUUUAGAGGUGCAUCGUAUGCACAAGCCAAACAAAAAACCAUUCGAUAUGGUGCUAGUCCCCCUGUCGCUUACCAGGGAAGGUAAAGAGAUAUUCAAUAUAGCCUCAGUAUGUCAGUUAUUCGGACUGACAAUAGAGCCACCGUUAAACCGCCUCGCCCCGGGGCAAUGUCACUCCUAG
Danaus chrysippus (African queen) is the source of this 903-nucleotide messenger RNA. Lineage: Eukaryota; Metazoa; Arthropoda; Insecta; Lepidoptera; Nymphalidae. The record is from the annotation of a GenBank genome assembly.